Clarias gariepinus (North African catfish) is the source of this 1486-nucleotide messenger RNA. RefSeq names its product 5-hydroxytryptamine receptor 1E. The record is from RefSeq and is a predicted model, not a curated record. Gene Ontology annotation, biological process: adenylate cyclase-activating adrenergic receptor signaling pathway. Gene Ontology annotation, cellular component: plasma membrane. Lineage: Eukaryota; Metazoa; Chordata; Actinopteri; Siluriformes; Clariidae. The transcript has 2 exons. Bases 156 to 1208 code for a protein of 350 amino acids. Gene Ontology annotation, molecular function: G protein-coupled serotonin receptor activity.
AGGGACGGAGGGACGGAGGGACGGACUCUCACCUGUUUCUGACCUUGCUGUCUCUCAUCACCUGGACAUGACCUGCACUCAGAAGCCUAAUUAACAGCGGGACUCCUGGAGCUACAGGGCAGAACCAGACAGACGCAGUGUAAGCCAGGGUAAAGAUGGAGCAGUACCUGGUAAAAGGUUCUGAAGCUCCACCCCUAAUUAACUCCACCCACUCCAACUCAUCCACUCAGGAAGCAGAGAUGGGCAUCACGGUGGCGACAGAGCGGCUGGCGGUGGCAUCACUGCUGGGUUUGCUGGCGUUAUCGACGGCUGUAAUGAACGCCGCUGUCAUCUCUGCCAUCUUGACCACCAGGAAGCUCCGCCUCCCCGCCAACUACCUCAUCUGCUCGCUGGCUGUCACCGACUUCCUGGUUGCGGUGCUGGUGAUGCCGCUGAGCAUCCUGUACAUCGCCAUGACGACAUGGAGCCUGGGUCGCGUGGUGUGUGAGGUCUGGCUAAGCGUGGACAUGACCUGCUGCACCUGCUCCAUCCUGCACCUGUGUGUCAUUGCACUCGACCGCUACUGGGCCAUCACCAAGGCGGUGGAGUACACGCACAAGAGGACACCACGUCGUGCUCUUACCAUGGUCACCAGCGUCUGGGCGGCCUCUAUAUUAAUCUCAGCCCCGCCCCUUUUCUGGCGUCGGCGACUCGAUGACGUUCACGAGUGUGCGAUUGAACACGACCAGCUGGGCUACAGCAUCUACUCCACCUUUGGAGCCUUCUACAUCCCCAUGACCCUGAUCCUCAUCCUGUAUUAUCGCAUUUACAGUGCGGCGAAGUCCCUCUAUCAGAAACGAGGCUCCUCGCGCCAUCUCAGUGACUCGCUGAACCACUUCCGGGGUGAUAUAUCAAACUCUGACCCUGGUGUGGAGCUGGAGAAGCUCAACAGCCCUGACGAGAGGAACCAGAUGUGCAGCUCACGCGAGAGGAAGGCCGCACGGAUCCUCGGCCUUAUCCUCGGUGCUUUCAUUAUCUGCUGGCUGCCUUUCUUCAUCAAAGAGCUCCUGAUGGCGCUAAAGGUCCUGCAGCCCUCUCCAUACGUGUCCGAUCUCCUCACAUGGCUCGGAUACAUGAACUCGCUAAUUAACCCGCUGCUCUACACCAGCUUCAAUGACGACUUCAAACAGGCUUUCAAGAAGCUCCUGAAGUGCAAGGACCAGACAUAGAGUCGUGGAGAUGUCAACUCGGUGCUCCAGUCCUGCUCCUCUUGAUCGAAGCUCGUUGGCUACUUUAGGCUUGUGACGUGCGUUAGGGAAGUGAGGUGACUUCUCAGAGCACUUCCCGAGCACGAGCGCAUUGCCUCAGUGGCUACGUCCCAAAAACCGUCACUUACACGUAUGACUGACAGCAGACACUACACUGCGUUAUACACAGGUACUGUUAGCAGACUAGCUAUUUACUUAGCUAGCUAGCUAUCUGAUAGCAUCCACAGUGGAACCACAGC